CAUCCCUCAACCACUGAGCCACACCAGCCAAUAUGUGACUUUUUAAAAGUCUUCAGAAGAUAUGGAGAAACAGAUAAUUGGGAUGAUGAGGAGGAGGAAAAAAAAGAGGAAGCAGAAGUAAAACCAGAAGUAAAAAUUUCAGAAAAGAAAAAAAUAACAGAGAAGAUAAAAGAAAAAGAACGGCAACAGAAGAAAAGGCAAGAAGAAAUUAAAAAGAGGUUAGAAGAACCUGAAGAAACAAAAGUACUAACACCAGAAGAACAAUUAGCAGAUAAACUUCGGCUAAAGAAAUUACAGGAAGAAGCAGACCUUGAAUUAGCAAAAGAAACUUUUGGUGUUACUAAUACAGUUUUUGGAAUAGAUGCUAUGAACCCAUCUUCGAGAGAGGACUUCACAGAAUUUGGAAAGCUACUAAAAGAUAAAAUUACACAAUAUGAAAAGUCAUUAUAUUAUGCCAGUUUUUUAGAAGCCUUAGUUCGAGAUGUGUGUAUUUCAUUGGAAAUUGAUGACUUGAAAAAGAUCACCAAUUCACUGACUGUGCUUUGUAGUGAGAAACAGAAGCAAGAAAAGCAAAGCAAAGCCAAAAAGAAGAAGAAAGGUGUGGUUCCUGGAGGGGGAUUAAAGGCCACCAUGAAAGACGAUCUGGCAGAUUAUGGUGGUUAUGAUGGAGGAUAUGUACAAGACUUUGAAGAUUUCAUGUGACAUUUUAUCUUCUCUGGUGUCUUCUUUCUGUUGCCCACAAUCCCUUCAACAUGUAGCACAACUUCCUUUCCUUUCAGUUCUGCCAAAUGCUACAAUCAGAAGUGCAGUAUCUUUUGUGCUGGUUACUUAACCCCUUGACACUUAGGUGCUAAUGUGCAAAUGAGGGAACUUGGAUCUUGCUGCCAAGGGGUUAAAAUUGGGAACCUCAGUUGCUACUAAAUCAUAGUUUUAAAAAACACACAAACUUAAUAAUGUUGUCAUUGUUGCUAUCUGAUUCUAUAGCAACAGUCACUAAAUUGGAAACAAAGGUUGCAACAUGACAAGAAAUUGUGUAGUAUUGACCAGCACCAGUCAGUAAUACAGCCUUAACCAUACCUCCUUGAACUACUUCAUAACUUGUCAAGAAAAGCAGUUUGCAGCAAGGGCAUGUGGUGUGCACCUAGUAUUAAAAUUGCUUUGUCUUAAAAUUGAGCGUGAGGAUAUUAAACAUACAUUGUGAAGAAGACUGCUUUUGUCAGAGUGAAGAUACGGCGGCUGAAAACUACUAGUUUGAUACUUAAAAAUUGACCAAAACCCUCCACUUUGAAGCUGAAGAAGGUAAACCUCUCCGUUACUGUAUUACAAGUUGUGGAAUCUCUCGAGUGCACACUAUCAGACUGUUCUACUGAUGAAUUGCUUCAGAUGGGGGAGGGGAACCCUAUCUGCUUUAUUUGCCUGAUUGAAGUGUCUGAGGAACAAAUCUCCUUUGUUCUUCUGGGCUGCAAUGGAAUAACUUUAAACAGGGUUUUGGCAUUUCCUUUCCUUUAUAAAACAUGCUCAGCAAGCUGCACCAGUUAACUAGUUUGGUAAAUUGUUAUGUUAACAAUUAUGACAUCUGCAAUGUUUUAUAAAGCAACUAAUUUAAUAAAAUCACUAUUGUGAGGACUUAAA
Messenger RNA from Myotis brandtii (Brandt's bat), 1632 nucleotides. RefSeq names its product eukaryotic translation initiation factor 3, subunit J (gene EIF3J). NCBI's taxonomy places the organism in Eukaryota, Metazoa, Chordata, Mammalia, Chiroptera, Vespertilionidae. The transcript has 7 exons. Gene Ontology annotation, cellular component: cytoplasm; eukaryotic translation initiation factor 3 complex. Gene Ontology annotation, molecular function: translation initiation factor activity. The record is from RefSeq and is a predicted model, not a curated record. The annotation marks the transcript as partial.